Molecule: messenger RNA, 2543 nt
Organism: Drosophila serrata
Lineage: Eukaryota; Metazoa; Arthropoda; Insecta; Diptera; Drosophilidae
Gene: Caper
Product: RNA-binding protein 39-like protein Caper
Biological process (GO): mRNA processing
Cellular component (GO): nucleus
Molecular function (GO): RNA binding
Source: RefSeq, a predicted model, not a curated record
UGUUACAACAACCCUAAAUGCCCGAAAAAACAAGCAGCCACGCUAGAGGAAAAAGUCUUGUGGAAAAUUGAUAAAAAUUGUAAUUUAAUAAACGCAAUAGUCUCAAGAGAAGUUUGUAAGUGGUCUUGCGAAUUGCGCUGAGCAUCUCCACCACAUUUUGUUUCUCCAAACGUGCCAGACGCCGAGCGGGAGACUUUUUUCACGGAGCACCCCGCAACCAGCAGCGGAAGGAGCGCAGAACCGAAAGCCGAAGAAAUUGAACAUGGCCGAGGACUUCGACGUGGAGGCGAUGCUCGAGGCGCCGUACCAGAAGAAUAAUGUCAGUGCGGGCAGCGGGGGACGUGGUGGACGCAAGCGCAGCGGCAGCAGUCCCGGCGAUGGAGGCCACGACGACGACCAUCCAGAGAACGGAACACGCAAUGGCAGCGGCGGUGGAAGCUCAAACAGAAAACAAAGCAAGCGAUCCCGGAGUCGAAGCGGCUCGCGUGAUGGCAAGUCUCGUCGUGAUCGUGGCAGUGAACGCAGCAGUCACCGAGAAAAAGACAAGGACAAGGACAAAGAGCGCGAUCGAAACCGCGACAAUAAAUCCCGCAGCGACAGGGAUAGAGAACGGGACCGAGAGAGGGAGCGGGAUCGGGAACGUGAAAGACCUCGUCGUAGUCGAUCACGGGAUGAGCGUGGAGGUGGUGGCGGUGAUGACCGCCGCAUGCGCCACAGUGAUCGGGAUAGGGAUCGUCCUCCAAGAGAUCGUCGUGGUGGCAGCAAAAGCAUGCAGCGGGACCGUUCACGAGAGAGACGCCGACGUAGUCGGUCUCGCGAUCAGCAGCGCAAACGGCUAAGUCCCAUACGUGAACGCAAGCGCAGUCAUUCCCGUUCCAAGGAUAGAAACAGUCGUCGUCGAGGCACUAACUCUCCCCGCCGCCGAUCACCGCCUAACGGUGCUGGCGACCGAGGUACGCCAACCGAGCUUAGUCCCGAGGAGCGUGACGCCCGCACUGUCUUCUGCAUUCAGCUCUCGCAACGAGUCCGAGCACGGGACUUGGAAGAGUUCUUCUCAAGCGUUGGAAAAGUGCGGGACGUCCGCCUGAUCACGUGCAACAAGACGAAGCGUUUCAAGGGCAUCGCCUACAUCGAAUUCGAGGAUCCAGAGUCCGUGGCCCUGGCCCUGGGCCUGUCUGGCCAGCGGCUGCUCGGCGUGCCCAUUAUGGUGCAACACACGCAGGCUGAGAAGAAUCGCCUCCAGAAUGCGGCACCAGCAUUCCAGCCGAAGAGCCAUACGGGUCCCAUGCGCCUUUACGUGGGAUCAUUGCACUUCAACAUCACGGAGGACAUGCUAAGGGGCAUUUUUGAGCCGUUUGGCAAGAUUGAUGCGAUUCAACUGAUUAUGGACACGGAGACAGGCCGGUCCAAGGGCUACGGCUUUAUAACGUACCACAACGCUGACGAUGCCAAAAAGGCUUUGGAACAACUGAACGGCUUCGAGCUGGCAGGUCGCCUCAUGAAGGUUGGCAACGUGACGGAGCGCCUGGACAUGAACACAACAUCGCUGGACACUGACGAGAUGGACCGCACUGGCAUCGAUCUCGGCGCCACCGGACGCCUCCAGCUCAUGUUUAAGCUAGCAGAGGGAGCCGGUCUGGCGGUGCCCCAAGCGGCGGCCAAUGCGCUGCUGGCCACAGCUCCGCAGCCAGCGCCGGUGCAGCAGCAACAGGCUGCACCCUCGAUUGCCACACAGUGCUUCAUAUUGUCCAAUAUGUUUGACCCGAGAACGGAAACCAAUCCCACCUGGGACGUUGAAAUCCGGGACGAUGUGCUAGAGGAGUGCGCCAAGCAUGGUGGUGUGCUGCAUAUCCACGUGGACACCGCCUCGCCCACGGGCACCGUCUACGUAAAGUGUCCGAGCACAACGACGGCGGUGCUGGCGGUAAACGCGCUCCACGGACGUUGGUUUGCGGGACGCGUUAUCACGGCGGCCUAUGUGCCCCUGAUUAACUACCACUCCAUGUUUCCGGACUCCAUUAGCGCCGUCAAUCUGGUUGCAUUCACCCGUAAGAACAUCGACGAUUGAGGAUGCGGAAUGAGGACCGGACCUAUUACGGAUGUGCAGGGGCAUGAUUGUUAAUAUUCGUUACACAAAACAUUUUUGGUCAAAACUUUUUAAAUUUUUUUUCAAAGACUUUCGACGCAAGCUGAAUCUAGGGGCACAUAUUCAAAUACAAAUAUUAAAUAUGCAUAUAAAUAUAUAUGAAUUAUAUAAAUUAGGCAUUCCUAACCCGCCAAACCGCUCUGAUUUGGGAUUUUAACUAUGAAACUAAUUUACAUUUAAUGUUCUCGUGGAUAAAUGCCCGCCUGAAAUGCUGCUCCGAUCCUUCCGAUCGCCAAUUAAAAAUAACUUAGUUCUAAUGCUUAAAAUUGUAAUUUUCUAGUUUGACCGCCAAAAACAAGUUGAGGACACAGACCGAUUAACGAUAGCUGAGCUGGGGACGGAAAGUUAUUUUCAAAUUUGAUUCUUUUUAACAUUAAAAGUCUAUGUGUUAAGCCCA